ACGGAUUCCGCGCACAAUAAUUUGUCUAAAACUGAUCUUUUUAUAUCGCAAACGGCAAACCCUCACCCGAGUCCCGCGGAGGUCUUUGCUCAGCCUCAGCUUCUAAAUUUGAUGGCUCCUUGAACUCCCGCAGCCAUGCGGCCACGUCUCCUCCACCGCCGCAUCAUCUCCUACCUCCAAGUUCGCAGCCUCUCUACCGCACCCUCCCAACUCGAACCCCUCAACCUCCUCCCUCUCAAUUCCGCCUCCACCUCUCCCAAGUCUCCGCCUUCCGUCCUCAGCCUCGCCGCCGGCGAUCCCAAGCAGCGCGCCUUGUCCGCUAUCUCGCUCCUCAAAUCCGAGACCGACCCCUCUAGCAUCAUUAACAUCUGCCGCACCGCAUCUCUCUCCCCCGCCCACUACCUCGGCCGCGCCGCCCUCUCGGUCGCUGUAUCCUCCCUCUCUUCGUCCCCCCACCACCUCCGCUCACUCCUCGCGCCUCUACUCCACUCCGAUCACCAUCUUCCUCAUGCCAUUUCCCUCUUUGGCCUCGCCGGUCUCCUCGACGACGCCCUCUCCGCCUUCCGCUCGUCCCCUUCUCUCCGCUCUCUCAAUGCCCUCCUCUUCGCUUGCAUCCUCUCCAAUAAGCAUCCCCAAGCUGGUGAAUUCUUCCGCGACUUCCCUGUUUCCUACCGUAUUAAACCUAAUAUUGUCACCUACAACACCGUCAUCAAGGCCUUCUGCGAGUCUGGAGGAUCCAGAACGUUUUAUUCCUAUUUAGACGAAAUGGUUCGUAAAGGAAUCAAGCCGAAUCUGACUACAUUCAGCAUCUCUCUCUCUGGGUUUUAUCGCGAGGAACGGUUUGAUGAUGUGAAGAAGGUUCUUUGGCUGAUGAAAAAACAUGGCCGGCAUGCGGGGUUGUCGAUUUAUAACAUUAGGAUUCAGAGCUUGUGCAAGCUUGGGCGACCGGAUGAGGCCAAGGAGUUGUUGAGGGAUAUGAGAGUUAGGCGUCUGGAACCGAAUUGGGUGACUUACGAUCAUUUGGUGUUAGGUUAUUGUUGCAGAGGAAAUCUGGAGGAGGCAAAGAGGUUGUUUGAAGAAAUGGGGAGGAGAGGUUUGGUUCCGCAGAGCAGCUGCUAUUUUAGUUUGGUGCACUAUCUUUGUAAAGGUGGGGAUUUUAGUUCGGCUCUUGCGAUUUGCAGGGAGAGCAUGGAAAGGAACUGGGUGCCACGGUUCUCUACGAUGAAGGUGCUUGUCGAUGGGCUUGUGGGAGCUUCACAGGUCAAGGAGGCAAGGGAGAUUGUGGAAAUGGUAAAGGGAAAAUUCUCAUGGAAUGUCGAAUUGUGGAAUAAGAUUGAAGAUAGCUUGCCUAUGUAGAUUGUGGAACGUUGAGGUGUAAAAAAUUUGCAGAGAAAGAGAGAGGACUUGAAAAGAUGCAUUAGGAAAAAGUUAAGAUUGGGGAAGCAGAAAUUCUUCUCCAAGGACAUCUGCUUGGAUGCUGACAAUGAUCAUCAGUUUGGUCUCAAAGACGCUUGAUUGCCAGAAUCUCACUCAGCUGCUCCAUUGUUACAACCAGUUUCUUCAUUACCUGCAGUUUGAUCAGUUAAAAUCUUGGGAUCAGCUGAAAAUAUUGUGGCCUCAGUCUGCAACUGCCGCCGCCAUUUUCUUCUUUGCAUAUAUCUCCCAUUGAUGAUCUUUGCUGUCUGUUCAAAUCUCCAGUUGUCGUAAUCUUCUUCUUGACACCAAAUCUUUGAUGGCCAAGUUGUUUGUGCCCAAAUGCCUUUCUAAUAUUACUUCAGCGUUUCUUGGAAUUGAUAUGGCCUUCGUCCACCAUGGAAGACAACUAGCAUAUUUCCAGAGUAGGAAAAAUUAGAAGCCAUAGAUUGGAGAUGGCAUUGCAAUGGAGAAUUUGACUCACAAGAGGAUACAAUGAAGAAAAAGGAUUCAUGUAACAGACUACAUGAAGUAAGAUAAAGACUCGGCUUUGUUAAUAUGGUUGCUGAACCGAACAUUUAAUAUUAUUUUAAACUGUCAAUUGCAUUUCAGAAUUUAUAUCGGGCAUCUUUGCCCAAUGGCCAUUGGACGUUGGCUUUCUCUUUGUUGGUUCCUUCUUUCAUCAUUCCGACUGCUCUUUUGGGCUCACCUAUCGAAUUCUUGAGGGUGGCUCUAUUAUGUAUUCGCUGUAUUCUGCUUAUGCAUGGAAGUUUCAUUUUGUGAUGUUGGGCUCUAA
Dendrobium catenatum is the source of this 2209-nucleotide messenger RNA. Its product is annotated as pentatricopeptide repeat-containing protein At1g61870, mitochondrial-like. The record is from RefSeq and is a predicted model, not a curated record. Bases 136 to 1356 code for a protein of 406 amino acids. The transcript is spliced from 2 exons. Lineage: Eukaryota; Viridiplantae; Streptophyta; Magnoliopsida; Asparagales; Orchidaceae. Gene Ontology annotation, molecular function: protein binding.